GAAAUAUUCAAAUUCGAAAUUUACCAAGCUAAGCUACGAUAAUAUUAUAUAAUUAUUAUUAUAAAUUGAUAUUACAAUAAGAUAUCAUGGAUGUUGUAUCUGAAAACAAUUUCUGUUUUGCUUUGCCAAAAAUCGAACUUCAUGCUCAUCUGAAUGGUUCUUUGAGUGAUAAGAUUCUGCGAAUAUUAGGAUGUCGUGAAGAAGAUGUGCAGGACUAUCAAUGUGCUUCAGUUGACCAAAGAAAUCUUGAUGAUACUUUUAAGAAAUUUGGUAUUGCUCAUAAAGCUACCUAUUGUCCUGAGGCUGUUUAUAUAGCAACCAAGAAUGUUAUUGAAGAAUUCUCUCAAGAAAAUGUUAUCUACUUAGAACUCAGAACAACACCUAGAUAUGAGGUAGGAAUGAGUUCGGAAACUUAUGUUGAAUCGGUAGUCAGAGGAAUUCAAGACACAAAAAAUCAUAUGAUGGUAAAAUUGAUUCUCUCCCUAAACCGGCAGCAUAGCAUAGAAAAAUGUCAAAACCAUUUAGAUUUGAUUUUGAAGAUGAGAUCAAAGUAUCCUGAUAUAAUACAAGGGAUAGAUCUUAGUGGAAACCCUAUUCAUGGAUCAUUCAAUGAGUUGAAAUAUCUUUUUGAGAAGGCCAGAAAAGCAGGCCUGUCAACUACAAUUCACUGUGGUGAAAUUGAAAAUUCAGAGGAAAUAAAAGAAGUAUUAGCAUUCAAACCAGAUAGAUUAGGACAUGCUUGUUAUAUACAUCCAAAUUAUAAUGGUUGUGAGAAAAAUUGGUAUCAAUUGAAAGAACUGAAAAUACCAACAGAAAUUUGUCUCUCAUCGAACGUUAUAACUGGAACAUGUGAUUAUGAGAACCAUCAUGUUCAAGAAUGGAUUAAGGAUGACUUACCGUUUUCCUUGAAUACUGACGACAAAGGAGUAUUCAAAACAUCUCUAACACAAGAGUUUCAGUAUGCAAUGAAAUUUUUAAAUUUAAGUUCUUCUGAACUCUGGAGAAUCUCUAUGAAUGCUAUCGAGCAUAGCUUUGCCAACAGCGAAGAAAAAUCAUUUUUAAAAUCUAAAUUAGUAGAUUGGAAAAAUAAAAAUUUACACUUUUUCACAAAGUAAGGAUAUCGGUUAUUAAAACUUGAACUUCUAACAAAAACAGUUUAUUUAAAAAAUAUCAAAAAUCAAAUAAAUAAUAAUCAAGCAUAUUAAAUAAUGAUUGGAACACAGAUAUAAUUCAUGUAAAUCUAAAACAAAUGGCAUCAAGUAAGUGCAUUCAAAGUGAUUUUUUAAUAGUAUAUUUAAGCAUUGACUAUACGAUUAAUUUAUAGUCAAUGAUUUGAGUAAUGAUACUUCGUCAAGAAUAAUUAUUAUUUUAAUAUGUUAUACUUCAUUUUUGAUCUGUGAAAUCAAAAUGUCCUAUUUUUUGUUCAUAAAACCUAAACAUUCAUCUACUGCAUUUUAUAGGUUUUUUGUAUAUAAUUUUUUUUUUAUCUCAUCACCUCAAAUGCAAAAUUUAACAAUAGCACCUAUUUUUAUGGGAAGCCCAAACAAAGAAAAAAUUUCUUAUUAUACUGCAUAGAAUUGCAUUUUUCUCUGCCUCUUACAAUUAAACUUUUUAUUUAUAUUAUAUUCAUUACAACAGUUAUAAAGGUAAUUCAAAUUAAAUGUCUCUAAAUGAACUUCAACAGUAGUUCUGAUUGUUGCUUUUUUGAAAGACUAAAAAGUCAUCAUGAAACUCAGUACUAGAUGACAAACAGUAAAUAAUGUGAUAAUAACAUGUAUUCCCAUUCAAAAAUAAAAAUAUUCAUAAAUAA
Coccinella septempunctata (seven-spotted ladybird) is the source of this 1810-nucleotide messenger RNA. RefSeq names its product adenosine deaminase-like protein (gene Ada). The record is from RefSeq and is a predicted model, not a curated record. Gene Ontology annotation, biological process: adenosine catabolic process; inosine biosynthetic process. Gene Ontology annotation, molecular function: adenosine deaminase activity. The transcript is spliced from 5 exons. Lineage: Eukaryota; Metazoa; Arthropoda; Insecta; Coleoptera; Coccinellidae. Bases 87 to 1115 code for a protein of 342 amino acids.